Brassica rapa (field mustard) is the source of this 1265-nucleotide messenger RNA. Its product is annotated as CASP-like protein 2B1. Lineage: Eukaryota; Viridiplantae; Streptophyta; Magnoliopsida; Brassicales; Brassicaceae. The record is from RefSeq and is a predicted model, not a curated record.
UAUAAGCGUUCGUAUAUACGGUUAAUGGCUAGAAGUUGAGCGCAUAGCGCCUCUAAGAACACUGGUAUGGACUCUUAAAUGCUCAAAACCUACAUCUUAAUUACAAAAGGUGUGGAUUUUGUGAUAAAUUAAAUGCAUUUCUAACUACGUAACAACAACGCUUACAAGAGAUUUACUACCACUUGGCAGAUUCUAAGACGAUGUUUCUGUGUCUCAAUCAAUGUUGAGGAUAAAAAGGUUUAGCAAAACAAAACGUCUUCAACAAGGACUCAAAAGAGAUGUGAAGUUUCAAACCAUGAAGGUUUUUUUUCUUUCUCUUUUCAAUAAAUAACGUGGGACAGUGAGCAUUUCUAUUUAAGGCCUUUAACUCUUAACCCAACUGGUCUCUGUACUCUCUCUCUCAGACGCUAGUCUCUUGUCUUGUCCAAACACUUGGAUUCUUUUAAGUGUACAAAAUGAGUUACUUGGGGGUUGGAAUCAGUCCCGGAAACGUUGCCGUGUACCACGGUGGCAAGAUGAAGCUGAUAGAUCGGAGACUGAGGCUAACGGAGCUGCUCUUACGCUGCUCUGUCACUGCUCUGGCAUUCCUCGGGCUUAUUCUGAUUGUUACAGACACUCAGGUCAAGCAAAUCUUCACUGUCGAGAAGAGGGCCAAGUACACCAACAUGAAGUCGCUUGUGUUCUUGGUGGUCGCCAAUGGUAUAGCUGCGGUGUAUUCAUUGUUGCAGUCAGUUCGUUGCGUGAUGGGUUCGAUGAAAGGAGACGUUUUGCUCAACAAGUCUCUAGCUUGGGCCAUUUUCUCCGGUGAUCAGGCGAUGGCUUACAUGAGUGUGGCGGCUAUAGCAGCAGCAUCAGAGUCUGGUGUGAUUGGAAUAAGAGGCGAAGAAGAGCUGCAAUGGAUGAAGGUGUGCAAUAUGUUUGGCAAAUUUUGUAACCGAGGAGCUGGAGGAGUAGCCAGCGCCAUGCUUGCUUCAGUUGCAAUGGUUUUGGUCUCUUGCAUUUCCGCUUUUAGUCUCUUUCGCUUGUACGGUGCCACCACCCAAAGACCGCCAAACCUAGCCGUGGUGAAGUGAAAGGGUCCAUUCUCUUGUCUUUAUUAGUGUUGAAAUGUUGUCGUUAAGAAACCAAAAAAAAAGAGAGAGUGAAAGUGUAGGCUAACUCUUCUUCCUUAUGUUAAAAUGAUGAUGUUCUUUGUGACAUAGUAUAUGUAAAACUGGACCUAGUGUUCUUUGUAUCAAUGUGCCAUUUGCUGUGAUCAAAAGCAA